AUGGUCAUCGCAGGUUUCGCCGCCCAUACGGAUCUGAACAGGGCGCACGAAGUUGCGAACGAUGUUAGAAGAAUCUCGAAACAACUCAAAGAAUGUCAGACUUUAGCUUCAACGUAUAAUAACAGGGAAAGAUUGUUUGGUUUACCUGUGACCUCAGUAAGUAUGACUUGUUCGUUAUAUUAUUAGCUCGUGAGAGAAAUUUACUAGUGAUACUAUAGUUAGUUUAGCACUAGAUCAAUAAGAGAUGAUUCUUACUGGACCUCUGGGGAGAACAGUUUAGAACUGAUAGAGCUAUCCAGUAUAAAUAAAGUUAGUUUAGUUUAGGUUUCCUCCUGUAGUAACACUGGAUCAAUAAGAGAUGAUUCUUACUGGACCUCUGAGGAGAACAGUUUACAACUGAUAGAGCUAUCCAGUAUUAGUAAGCUAGUUUAGUUUAGAUUUCCUCCUGUAGUAACACUGGAUCAAUAAGAGAUGAUCCUUACUGGAUCUCUAGGAAGAACAGUUUAGAACAGAUAAAGCUAUCCAGUAUAAAUUAAGAUAGUUUAGUUUAGGUUUCCUCCUGUAGUAACACUGGAUCAAUAAGAGAUGAUUCUUACUGGACCUCUAGGAAGAACAAUUAAGAACUGAUAGAGCUAUCCAGUAUAGAUAAAGUUAGUUUAGUUUAGGUUUCCUCCUGUAGUAACACUGGAUCAAUAAGAGAUGAUCCUUACUGGAUCUCUAGGAAGAACAGUUUAGAACAGAUAAAGCAGCUAUCCAGUAUAAAUUAAGAUAGUUUAGUUUAGGUUUCCUCCUGUAGUAACACUGGAUCAAUAAGAGAUGAUUCUUACUGGACCUCUAGGAAGAACAAUUUAGAACUGAUAGAGCUAUCCAGUAUAGAUAAAGUUAGUUUAGUUUAGGUUCCCUCCUGUAGUAACACUGGAUCAAUAAGAGAUGAUCCUUACUGGACCUCUAGGAAGAACAAUUUAGAACUGAUAGAGCUAUCCAGUAUAGAUAAAGUUAGUUUAGUUUAGGUUUCCUCCUGUAGUAGCACUGGAUCAAUAAGAGAUGAUCCUUACUGAACCUUUAGGGUGAACAGUUUAAUAGAACUAUCGCGAUAAAGCUGGUCUAAUUAUUCAAAUAUAUAUUCAAUUUCUAGUACGACAAACUUGGCAAGCUUCUGAAAGACUUCGAACCGUACAAGAACUUAUGGCUAACGACAUCUGACUGGUUAAAAUGGCACGAUUCCUGGAUGAACGAUCCUCUGACGACCAUCGACGCCGAGCAACUGGAAAGCAACGUCAGCAACUCAUUCAAGACGAUGCAUAAAUGCGGCCGGCAUUUUCAAGAGGUUCCCAGCGUUCAGAACGUUGCGAAUGAGAUUAAGGGAUGGAUCGAGGAUUUUAAACCCUUUAUCCCUUUAAUCCAAGGGCUACGAAAUCCCGGAAUGAGGAGCCGCCAUUGGGAUCAGGUGAGUAAGGGAUGGGUGGGUGGGGAGAAGUUUGGUAUUUGUUAAAGAAUUAGUGUUAAGGUUGUACAUUCCAGGGAGGAGAGGGUGGGGAAGCAUUUGUGUUAUUAUAGAUUACUUAUUGUAGAAUACUACCUACACUGGACCACCAUGUUUGAGAUAUCUUCUUCAGGUAGUUCAGACACAAACCACGGCAGGUUAUUGUAGAAUACUACCCACACUGGACCAGCACGUUUGAGAUAUCUUUUUCAGGUAGUUCAGACACAAACCAAGACAGCUUAUUGUAGAAUACUACCUACACUGGUCCACCACGUUUGAGAUAUUUUUGUAAUGUAGUUCAGACACAAACCACGGCAGGUUAUUGUAGAAUACUACCCACACUGGACCAGCACGUUUGAGAUAUCUUUUUCAGGUAGUUCAAACACAAACCACGGCAGGUUAUUGUAGAAUACUACCCACACUGGAACAGGACGUUUGAGAUAUCUUUUUCAGGUAGUUCAGACACAAACUACGACAGCUUAUUGUAGAAUACUACCUACACUGGUCCACCACGUUUGAGAUAUUUUUGUAAUGUAGUUCAGACACAAACCACGGCAGGUUAUUGUAGAAUACUACCCACACUGGACCACCAGGUUUGAGAUAUCUUCUUCAGGUAAUUCAGACACAAACCACGGCAGGUUAUUGUAGAAUACUACCCACACUGGACCAGCACGUUUGAGAUAUCUUUUUCAGGUAGUUCAGACACAAACCACGGCAGGUUAUUGUAGAAUACUAUCCACACUGGAACAGCACGUUUGAGAUAUCUUUUUCAGGUAGUUCAGACACAAACUACGACAGCUUAUUGUAGAAUACUACCUACACUGGUCCACCACGUUUGAGAUAUUUUUGUAAUGUAGUUCAGACACAAAACACGACAGCUUAUUGUAGAAUACUACCUACACUGGACCACUACGUUUGAGAUAUCUUUUUCAGGUAGUUCAGACACAAACCACGGCAGCUUAAUGUAUUUGUUCGACUUGUCAUAUCUUACAAAAUUAUAUUUAUUUUCAGCUUUCAAAAGAUCUUGGCUUUAAACUUGUUGCAAAUCAAAAUCUGAACUUUGCAAAAUGUCUUGAACUGAAGCUUCAGGAUCAUAUUGGUGUGAUUGCUAAAGUUGCUGAGAUCGCUGGCAAGGAAUAUUCUAUUGAGCAGGUAAUGAAAGUUUAUCAUUUAUCGGUUUCACUGGAUGGCAUGGAGAACAGUAGGAUUUUCAAAACAAUUAAGAGACAAUGGAACAUUCUGAUCACUGGAUUGUGACUGCUACAGAGAAACAGUUGUCGAGCUCUAAACACAAGUUCUUGUAUACUGGGUUUGUACAAAACUUGAAAGUCCUUGAAUGUCCUUGAAUUUGAAAACAGAAAAUUCAAGACCUUGAACAUCCUUGAAUUUGUAAAGAAGUACUUGAAAGUCCUAAAAUUCUUCUUGCUUUAGUUUAUGGAUAUUUUCUGAAAUUGUUUGACAUUCAAAAACGGACAUUUUGUUGAACUGGUUUUGCAUGUUCAUAUCUGACAAAGCUGUUUCAAAUUCAUUAAUGUUGCGCCCUUUUUGAACAAUCCAACGUCACAUUUUACUGAUUUCUAAUGCCUCUUCAGUAUUUACGCCCGUAUUCUACAAGCUCACUCACACUCAAUGAGUGGAAGUUCAAUUUGAGUUUCUCUUGAGUGUCAUAAAUAGCUGGAGGGUGAGUAGACACAUAGUAAGGUACGACACUCACCCGCCAGCUAUUCAAAUACGGCAAUGAAACUCGAGAGAAGCUCAGAUUGCGGUGCCCGUGCCAUUUUUGGCACCGCAUUAUAUUCUGCCUGUGAGUUUGUCCGUUUGUUUGUUUGUUUGUUAGUUUGUUAGUUUGUUAGUUUGUUCGCAUCAAUACGUUUCCUUGAUCGCCUAGCAAAAAUUCCUUGCACGUGCUCGGAAUUUAUUAAUUAUUAUUAAUCGUGUACUCUCAUGAUGAUCGACUGUUUGCUCAGCUUUAUCUCUGGUUUUAUGCAUCAAACAAGGACAAAAAUACCACUGUUCGAAUCAGCGUGAAAAUUUGUGUUUACGGAUGGAAAAUUGAUUUCAAAAUUGACUUCUAUUCUAGCGAUUUGUCGCCUUUGAAAGACAAAAGCCGCUCAAAAUAAUCCUUCACGUUUUCCGAAUUCCUUUUUACGAGGAAAGUUUUCUUUCCAAUUAAUCUCGAACUUUCACGAUUGACUUUUUGCUGCGACUUAUCUCUCUGGUUUUAUGCGCCCAAUAAGGACAAAAAUACCAUCGUUCGAUUCAGUGUAAGAAAUUAUACUCACAGAAGUCAAAUGUAUUACUAAACUACAGUAUUCUAGCGAUUUAUAGCCUUUGAAAGACAAGCGAAAUUGUAUUGUUCACAAAUCGCUCAAAAUUAUUAAACUAAUUAAAAAUGCAAUGCAUUUGACCUUGAUAACUUUCGUAUUGUUGGUUUUCUCUUUUUCGUCCGUAUACCAGUCGAUUUGUCUCAUUUUUCUCUUUAUUUUGUUUGUAGUUUGAGCCCAAAAUAUUAUAUUUUGAAGGUUUUAAUGUGCAGUUUUAAUAAGCGAAAUUGUAUUGUUUACAAAUCGCUCAAAAUUAUUAAACUAAUUAAAAAUGCAGUCCGUUUGAUCCUUGAUAACUUCGGAAUUGUUGGUUUUCUCGUUUUCGGCCGUAUGCCAGUAGAUUCGUCUCACUUUUCUCCUCAUUUUGAUAGUAUUUUGAGCCCAAAAUAUUUUAUUUUGAAGGCUUUAAAACGCAGUUUUGAUCCUAACGUACGGACCAACUGGUGGCCGACAGGAGAAUGUAUAGCGUGCUAAAUAUAACUUUACGCUGAAAGUUUUAUUUGUAGGCGGGCACCGCAUUUUAGUACUGUGUCUGGUUGAACUUCCACUCAUUGAGUGUGAGUGAGCUUUUAGAAUACGGGCGUUGGUCCUUGAAAUUGCUGAUACCUUGAAUGUCCUUAAAAAUCUUUCAAUUUGGCUCUUCCUGACAUGUAUGAACCCUAAUAGUGGGUGAUGCUAUAGUAUAAGGUAUGGGUAAAUAUUCCAUCUUUACACAAACCCUACAGUAACCUCUGUUUCGCUUCUCGUGUUAUCUAGGCUUUGGACAAAAUGGAAGGUGAAUGGGCGCCGAUGAUUAUGGAAGUGUUGGCGUACAAGGAAACAGGAACAUACAUUAUAAAAGUCAGCGAUGACUGCAGCCAACUCCUGGACGAUCACAUUGUGAUGACGCAGAGUAUGUCGUUCUCACCGUACAAAAAACCUUUCGAAGAUCGCAUCAACACAUGGGAGGGAAAGUUAGUGAUGACCCAAGAUGUGUUAGACGAGUGGAUGAACUGUCAGCGAGCGUGGUUGUAUUUGGAGCCGAUCUUUAGCAGUGAGGAUAUCAACAGACAGUUGCCUAUUGAGUCGAAGAGGUACCAGACCAUGGAACGCAUUUGGAGGAAAGUUAUGAAUAAUGCGCAUGGCAAUCCUCAGGUAAGCGGAAAUAAAUUAGUUUUGUCAAGGUUUGUUCACCUACUGCAUGGACAACUAGAGAGAACAGUUUAGAAUUGAUAGAGUUAUCCAGUGUAAAUAAAGUUAGUUUAGUUUCGGUUUUCUCCUGUAGUAACAGUGGAUCAAUAAGAGAUGAUCCUUACUAGACUUCUAGGGAGAAGAGUUUGGAACUGAUAGAGCUAUCCAGUAUAAAUAAAGUUAGUUUAGUUUAGGUUUCCUCCUGUAGUAACACUGGAUCAAUAAGAGAUGAUCCUUACUAGACCUCUAGAGAGAACAGUUUAGAACUGCUAGAGCUAUCCAAUAUAAAUAAAGUUAGUUUAGUUUAGGUUUCCUCCUGUAGUAACACUGGAUCAAUAAGAGAUAAUCUUUACUGGACCUCUAGGGAGAACUGUUUAGAACUGAAAGAGAUUAUACGGUAUAGAUAAAGUUAGUUUAGGUUUCUUCCUGUAGUAACACUGGAUCAAUAAGAGAUGAUCCUUACUGGACCUCUAGGGAGAACAGUUUAGAACUGAAAGAGAUAUACAAUAUAAAUUAAUUUUAGUUAGUUUACUUUAUUUCAUACAUCGCUUCGUUUUUCAGGUGAUAUCUCUGUGUCCUGAUGCUCGUUUGCUUGAUUGCCUCAAAGAAUGUAACAAAUUACUGGAACAG
This is a messenger RNA of Paramuricea clavata, 5607 nucleotides long. Lineage: Eukaryota; Metazoa; Cnidaria; Anthozoa; Malacalcyonacea; Plexauridae. The record is from the annotation of a GenBank genome assembly.